Molecule: messenger RNA, 408 nt
Organism: Penaeus monodon (black tiger shrimp)
Lineage: Eukaryota; Metazoa; Arthropoda; Malacostraca; Decapoda; Penaeidae
Source: RefSeq, a predicted model, not a curated record
CCAGGGGAUCGGAGGGAAGCUAUCCUCGGGCUAAGGGCCGACUUAUCCACGACCAAGCGAUGUUGGCGGGGAACCCUCCUCCGCUUCGGUCAACGAGGGUUCGGCUUGCUCGAGCAUUUGCUACUACCACCAAGAUCCGCACCAGUGGCGGCUCCAGACCGGCUCGCGCCGUAUCCUUCUACGCUCACCACCGCGCCCUCCUACUCGCCGGGGCCUCGAGACCUCCUCGACGCAGCCUAUAGUGCGCCCGGCGGUCGAGUAUCGGGAGGAUGCUUGAGCGCCAUGCCAUUUUCGGGGUUACUUGCUUCGGCAGGUGAGUUGUUACACACUCCUUAGCGGAUUCCAACUUCCAUGGCCACCGUCCUGCUGUCUAUAGCAAGCAACUCCCUUCCAUGGGAUCGGAAUUAG